Messenger RNA from Nematolebias whitei (Rio pearlfish), 1221 nucleotides. RefSeq names its product beta-1,3-N-acetylglucosaminyltransferase lunatic fringe-like. Lineage: Eukaryota; Metazoa; Chordata; Actinopteri; Cyprinodontiformes; Rivulidae. The transcript is spliced from 8 exons. Bases 1 to 1041 code for a protein of 346 amino acids. The record is from RefSeq and is a predicted model, not a curated record. Gene Ontology annotation, cellular component: Golgi membrane. Gene Ontology annotation, biological process: regulation of Notch signaling pathway; pattern specification process. Gene Ontology annotation, molecular function: O-fucosylpeptide 3-beta-N-acetylglucosaminyltransferase activity.
AUGUGGAAACCCAGCCCCGCCGCGGGACUCAGCCUCUUCACAGCGGGACUCCUCGCCGCCGCCUGUCUUCUGGUGACCCGGAUGCUGGUGGUCACCGGCGGACACCCGACUGACACUCCACCUGCUGCCGGGGCGAGCUCCAGCGUUUUCUCAGCUUACAUCAGGAGACUCACCCGGGAGAGGAGACAUGUGAGCGGCCCCCCACGGAGCAACACUCCCCCUCCACGGGUGGAGCACCUCUCCCAGGCAGACGUGUUCAUCGCGGUGAAAAGCACCGGCAGGUACCACAGGCCGAGGCUGCAGCUGCUGCUGGACACCUGGAUCUCCAGGAGCGCGCAGCAGACCUACGUGUUCACUGAUGGAGAGGAUGAGAAGCUCAGGAAAAGGAUGGGUGCACAUGUGAUCAACACCAACUGCUCAGCAGCCCACCACCGCCAGGCCCUCUCCUGUAAAAUGGCUCUGGAGUACGACACUUUUCUAAACUCGGGAAAGAAGUGGUUCUGCCACGUUGAUGACGAUAACUACCUGAAUGUCGGCCCCCUCCUGAAGCUCCUGUCUCAGUACAGCCACACGCAGGAUGUGUACAUCGGCCGGCCCAGCCUGGAACGGCCGAUCGAGGCCACGCAGACGCUCAACACCAAUGAAAUGAAACAGGUGCGCUUCUGGUUCGCCACAGGAGGAGCGGGGUUCUGUCUGAGCCGAGGCCUUGCUCUAAAGAUGAAGCCCUGGGCAAGUGGUGGUGCGUUCAUGGCCACAGCUGAGCGUAUUCGCCUGCCUGACGACUGCACAGUUGGCUACAUUGUGGAGGCGCUGCUUGGCGUGAGCCUCACCCGCUCAGCGAUGUUUCACUCCCAUCUGGAGAACCUGGCACUGGUGUCAGACAUACAGAACCAGGUCACUCUGAGCUAUGGCAUGGUAGAAAACAACAGGAAUGCUGUUAAUGUGAAAGGACUGUUCCCAGUUACAGAAGACCCCACCAGAUUCAGGUCUGUCCAUUGUCUGUUGUACCCAGACACCCCUUGGUGCGCCGGCCUCUGGUGACUCCAACACCCAGAGACAAAGGAGGUAUAAACUGAUGGAGGGGAGGAAGAGAGAACAUGUCUCCAAGGAGACAGUUGCAAAGUCCCGCACCUCUCUGUUCUGAAAUGUUUUUCCUUAUGGCCAACAACAUUCCCACUGACUGACUUUUUAGGAAGACACUUGUAUUAGCUUAAACCCUGA